AUGAGUGCCCACUCCGAGGCAGAGUCGCUCCUCAUCGAAGCGGUCGCGUCGCAUGGCCUGGUCAUGGACUCUCACGAGGUUCGCGCUGCUCUCUCCGAUGGCCAGGGCGGCGCCGAGCUCGCGCUCUGGGCCACGACCAACCUAUCCGCCGACAAUCUCCUCACCGUCGACGAGCUGUCCCUCUACAACGCGCUCGACAGGAGCGGUCAGGUGGACCGCCUCGCCGAGCUGCAUGACCUGUCUGAGAUGCCGUCCCUCCGCGAGGACGACGUCGUGGCCGCCGCCGCGCACCUCGUCCGCUCCACCGCCGCCGUGAACAAGCAAGCUGAAACCCUGCGUCACCAGCGCGACGCCUGGGCGCGCCUGGUAGCGAGCCGUGCCGACGCCCACGCCAGGCGGCGCGAGCUGGAAGCGUCCCGCCGCCGCAAGGCCGAAUCAGAGCGUGUACGAAUCUCGUCCGAGAUUACUGAAAUCGCACAUGGAAUCGAGUUUCGCAUCGCUGAGCUCAAGCAGGACGGCGAUCCCAAGGGCAACGAGCUGCACCAGGCCCUCGACGUCAUUCUCAAGUCGGAUGAUGCUCUCCUGACGAGCCUGCAGAAGCUCGGGUGGGAGCUCAACGAGCCAGACCCGGAAGAAGCCAAAUCCACAGACAAGUUGCGAGAGACAUGUUUACGUGUCAGGUUGAUAAAAAUCACUGUCGAGACAAUUAGGACGCGUCUCGACACCACGUACCUGUCCGCGCUCGCCACCGCCCAGCAAUCGCGGGACGGCAGCGCCGACACCGACGAGAUGGACGCUCUGCAGGCCGAGCUCGAAUCCCUCUACUCCGAGAUCCUGCCCGUCGCGCAAAUGGCCGUCGAGCAGCAGCACCUCGAGCCGGCCCUCGGCGCCAUCGCCACCCGCAGCGGCCAGAGCAUGCGCAAGACGGCCUCGUCUCUCGCCUACAUGGAUCAGUGCUUCGACUACCUGCUGAGCCGCAUCAACGCCCUCCACACACACACGGAGCUCUACAAUGCCCACCAUGCCGCUGUCCAGCGCGUCGUCGCCACCGCGCGCGACGAAAUCGCCUCGGACAUCCCCAGCCCGGACCCCCCACUGCCCCCCUCCAUCGACGCUGCGUCCCCCGUCAAGCCCCCCGCGAGAAGCAAGCGCCUCUCGCGCGACCUGUCCCACCACCGGCGCCGCUCGUCCGGCGUCCACGACGUGCCCGCCAUCGACAGCCUGAUGCAGGCCCUCGCGCUCCCCAUUGACGCAUACGGCGACGGCAGCGCGCACUCGCAAAUCGCCGCCCUCGGCAAGCUGGUGCGCGAGCGCCGCCUCAAGGACGCCGGCGUGGCCCGCGCCGCCCAGGACGAGCUGGAGACGGCUGCGGCGGAGCGUCUCGAGGACGCGCGCCGCGCGAUGCAGCGCCUCCGGGACAGCGUGCUUGCCGAGACCCCGUUUGGCCCCGCGCACCUGGCCGAUCCGGGCAUUGAGCAGUCCAUCCAGGUCUUGGGCCAAGAGGUCACCAAAGCGAGGGAGAAGCUCGCCAGGUUUGAUGGCGGUGAGAUGGGAUGGGGAAGCCUGAAGCGCGACGAGUUUGUAGAGCGCUGGGCGCGGUAG
Molecule: messenger RNA, 1602 nt
Organism: Cordyceps militaris CM01
Lineage: Eukaryota; Fungi; Ascomycota; Sordariomycetes; Hypocreales; Cordycipitaceae
Exons: 4
Coding region: 1-1602 (533 amino acids)
Source: RefSeq, a predicted model, not a curated record